AUGGGGGACACUUCAACUGAUGUUUCACCUCAAAGAAUGUCAACUAGAACUCGGAAUCCGGUUAACUAUACGGAACUUAACCAAGGGUGAGGAAAAAAGGGUGUAAAUUCAAGGUUUUCAAAAAUUGUGUUUUUAGUGAAGAGGCGGUGUUCCGUUCACCGAUGGCUGGAACUCGUGGUCGUAAGAAGCGUGUGGCAAAUGAUGCUGUCGCUGAUUUAUCAUCUAGUUUCGGUGGGCUCGGUUAUAACAACACCCCGCCAAAACGAGGAAGACCAAAGGGAACACCUGGAGGAGGUGGAAGUGUAAGAAGUCGACCAACUACAAGAAAAGCUGUGGAUGAUGGAGUAGCUGAAGCUGAGGAUAAAGGUCUUUAUGGAGCUGUUAAAUAUGGAAAGAAGAUCCCAGAAGCUAUUGAUCAGUGGAUUGAGAGAUAUGACCAAAAUUAUCCUCAUGCUAUCACUGAACUUCAUCAAUUUUUCAUUUCAAUCUGUGGAUGCAAAGGUAUUUUGACACCACAAAUGUCGGCAACAAUGGAAUAUGCGUAAGUUCAACUAUUAAUUCAAUACAAAAUUAUUAUUUUGUUUUUUAGUGACAUUAUUCGUCGAAUGACAGAAGACUUCGACGAAGAUUCAGUUGAUUAUCCAUUGAUUCAAAGUGGCGCGGUUUUCAAAAAGUUCCGCUUGAAUUUACACAAUUUCCUCCACACUUUGGUUGAAAAAUGCAAAUCUUCUUUAAUGUUCGAUAAUCGACUUAUGGAUAGUAUUAUCCAACUUUUAACUGGUCUCGCUGAUAGUCAAGUUCGCGCAUUCCGUCACACUUCAACUUUUGUUGCCAUGAAAAUCUCAUCAGCUCUUGUAGAUGUUGUUAUUGAUCUUGUUUCAAUCAAAGAAAGAAAUGGAAAACAAAUCGAAACCGAGAAAGCGAAGAUCAAACAAAACUCAACAGGAAACGAAAAACUCGAAGCACUGAUGACAAAGAAAAAUGAAAUUGAGGAGAAAACCGAAGAAGUUCGUCAAAUGUUGCAAUAUUUGUUCAGAAGUGUGUUUGUUCAUCGAUAUCGUGAUGGAGUUCCAGAUAUUCGAUCAAUUUGUAUUACUGAAUUGGGAAAUUGGAUGGUUGUUUAUCCAGAACAUUUCCUCGAAGAUUCAUAUCUCAAAUAUAUUGGAUGGACACUUUAUGAUAAAGUUGGCGAUGUUCGUCUGAAAUGCAUUCGUGCUCUCAUGCCACUUUUUGGAAAAUCUGGAGUCCUCGACAAACUCGAAUUAUUCACCAACAAAUUCAAAGAACGUCUUGUUUCAAUGGUUUUGGAUAAAGAUCAAGAAGUUGCGAUUGAAACUUGUCAUCUCAUGAAAUCCAUUUACACGUGAGUUUAUUUAUUCAUUUAUUAUGAUCUAACAACAAAAAAUUAACAUUUUCAGAGUUUUCCCAACAUUGCUUUCCGUUCAAGAUUGUGUUCCGGUUUAUGAGUUGAUUUAUGCGAGUAAUCGUCAAUUGGCCAUGGCUGCUGGAAUAUUUCUCAACACCAAAGUAUUCCAAACCGCCGAAAAACCAGCGAAAAUUUCAAAUCCUAAUAAUGUUCCAUUGAUCAAGGAUUUGAUUCAAUUUUUCAUCGAAGGAGAAUGUCAUGAUCAUGCAACUUAUUUGGUCGAUUCGCUAAUCGAAACAAAUCCAAUUGUGAAAGAUUGGGCAACAAUGGUUGAAAUGCUUUUGAAUGAUCAAUAUAAAUGUAUGUUUUAUUUUUCAUUUGAAUCUAUAGUUUUCAAAAAUUUUUAAAAUCUAUUUUCAGUGAAACCGGAUAUUGAAACCAGACUCAUCGAAGUUUUGGCAUGCAGUGUUCAACAAGUUGCAACUGGUGAAUGUCCAACUGGUCGGUCGAUUAUCAAAAGAGGAGCACCUUCCACAAAAGAAAGUCGCGAACAAAUGGAAGACAAAGUUCGACUCACCGAAAUUCUUAUUCCAACUCUUCCGAAUCUUAUCAUGAAAUAUAUUGCCGAUCGAGAACGAGUUGUUAAUCUUGUUUCUCUUGCAAUUCAUUUUCAAUUAGAUAUGUAUUUGGCCUCGAGAAUGCAAAAUGUGAGUGCUAAAUCUUGUUUUUAUUAUCGAAAAUUUACAAUUCACAGAAUCUCAAUGAAUUGAUGAAAGCUCUUGAAGCAGUUGUCGAAAAACAUGUUGAUGAGGAAGUUUUGCACGGCGUUGCGGAAGUUCAUUAUCAAUUAUCAGUUCAUCCAACUGUUGGACCACAAACGGAAGCCGAAAGAAUGAAGGUUUGAAUUUUCCCCUGUGUUCUCAAAAAAAAAACAAUUGAUUUCCAGCUCAUCGAUGGAAUGGCUCUGCAACUUCGCCGAUCUGCAAAUCGUGUUGAAGAAGAACAAAUCGACGAUGAAGAUGAAGCGAAUUUUGUUUGCGCAAUUCGAAGAAUCUCGGCAUUUUCGAGUUUUAUGGAUUUGAGACAAUGGGAUAUGUGGGAUUUGAUGCUUAGAAUCAUUUCGAAUUAUGAUCGAGGAGAUUCAAAACGAGAUGUUCAUGAACAAGCGAUUCUUAUGCUUUUUAUGCAACUCAAUUUUGAUUUGUUUAAUUUAUUGAAAGAAGGAGAAAGUGUUAAAGCUGUGAGUUUUUUCUCUAAUUUUUUGCAUAAACGGUCAUUUUUGCCCUCAGUCCAUCUUUAAAUUCGGAAAUCUUAUUUUAAUCAAUUGUUUUCAGGAUGCUGUCAAAAAAUUGCGUAAAAGAAGAGAUCAAUUGGUUAGAAUUCUGACUGAAACUUUGGAAACUGGAGCAUCGGGAGUCGAACAAGCUUAUUUAUCAAUGUGUGAUUUGUUGAUCAUGUUUGGCCCUCAAAUGGCACAAAAUGCGAAAUCGAAUCACAUUAAACAACUUGUUCUUCAACCAGACGAAAUUGUUAUCCGCGAAUUGACCGCUUUUCUUCAAAUUAAUGCAUUUGCUGAAUCGGAGAAUGAUUCGAAAUUGGAUCAACAAGAACAAAUUGAAUUGAUGCACAAAAAACGCAAACUUGUUGCUCAAUUCUCAAAAUUGAUUAUUCAUGGUUGUUUCCCAGUCAGCUGUUUAUUGCCAUUGGUCAGAAAUUAUGUCUCUCAUUUCACUGAUUUUGGAGAUAUUUUCAAGAAUUUGUUGUACAAAUGUCGAGAUGUUGAUUUUGUCGAAACUGCUGAAACAUUGGUUACCGCUUUGCAGGAAAUGUUUGAAGAAUUAUUGGAGACAAAGAAACAACUUGAUCCAUUGUCUGAUUCAUUCAAUGCAUUGAGAGAUUUGGCGAAAAGGUAUUUUGAGGAAAACAAUUCCAGAUUAUAUUAUUAUAUUUUCCAGAUUCGCAUCGGCUUUUGGUUCUGACUACAGUAAAAAUCGUUAUGCUGUUGCCACCAUCCAUAAAUCAGCAAUCGAUUUUGCUUUCCGAGAUUUUGACACUACACCAAAAGGAAACGAUAAACCACCGAAAAAUCUAUUCUUCUUGGAAAUCGCUAUCGAAUUCAGCUCAAAACUUCUUGCUCAAGAUAAAGCCGCUGUGUAAGUCUUUUAAUAAUCUCUUCCUGCUGUUUAUAUGUAUUAUUGUAUUUCAGUAUGCGCUACUUGAACAAAACUUAUCCCGAAGCCGCCCCCGGAAAAGGUCAAUGGGAACCGUACAAAUUGUAUAUCGCGUCACUCACUGAAAAGCGGAAUGAUUUCAACGACGACGCUUCAUCGGUUCGUAGUUUCUCAACAGUUCGUUCCGAUUCGAGCCAUCGUAGUACUCCACGCGGAAGAGGUCGUGGUAGAGGUGGAAUUCGCCGCAAUUUGGACUUUUAA
Caenorhabditis angaria is the source of this 3798-nucleotide messenger RNA. Lineage: Eukaryota; Metazoa; Nematoda; Chromadorea; Rhabditida; Rhabditidae. The record is from the annotation of a GenBank genome assembly.